ACGACACGGCGGCUGCCGCCAUCAGCCAGCUCCGCGCGGGUUGGUGAUGGCCUCACUCCCAGAGUAGUCGUCCAGCUAUGCGGCGCAUGCACUUGCGCUGCUACGCGCUUUAAGUACGCUAUGUAGGGCCAGCAGCACUCGCUACAUACUAAGUACCCGGUGCCCAUGCUGUGCCGCGUCGUGCCAAGUCCAGGUUUGCUGCCUGCACAAUCCUGCAAUCUCUGGUCCAUACGAGGCCCGCCCCGUCAUACUUAACCAGUCGUCCCAGCCCUAUUGACUCCCAGCGUUCUGCUUGCAGCGAUCCUUCAGAAAAGAAGAACUUGUUUCUGGACACAGCCCGGCCAGCACUGCGAACCCACUGCACACCAUCACAACCACUUUCGCAACAAUGAAGACCACCUUCUCCACCACCGUGGCAUCUUUCACCACCCUGCUCGCCGCGUCCCAGGCCGCUGCCUCGGGUAUGGGCGGCAUUACCGCCCUCGUGGCCCGCCAGACGGUGGAACCCACGGGGCCCUGUGCGACCAGCGCGGCCUCAAUCAUCGUCCACGCACUACCUGCUAUGGAUCCCGUUCUCUUCGAGUACUUGAGCGAAUACUUCGCCACGGCGGCCACCACCGGCCCGCCCAACUGCGCAAUCACCGAUACACCAUCGUCCGUGUCGAGUGCCUACGCCUCCUUCACAAACCAAAUGAGCAGCUGGUCGUCUGCCGAGUACGACGCUGCGCUGAGCUUCGUCGAGGGUCCUUGCUUCGUUUCUGACAACGACGCGGCGGGAGAGGUUGCCCAGCUGCUCACGGCGGUCGACGCUUACCUGGGCAAGGGGUGCAGUAGCAGUGGCGGCGCGGUGCCAACACCGACUCCAGCAUCGUCAACCACGGGCGGCAGCAGCAGCAGUGGCGGUGCCGCGGGCGCCACGGGGCCUACCACGUCUACGUCGACAACUGCGCAGCCAGGUGCCGGAGCACAGGUUACCCAGGCGCCUGUCAUUGCGCUCGCGGCGGGUAUGGUCGCGGCGGCUGCUGCUUUGGUGUAGACGCGUAGACUGGUGAGACUUGGGGAUUGUAUGUGCGCGCAUGUAUAUUCGUGAAAGACAAAAAGUUGUAUAAUAAUCUUAAUAGACAGUUCUUAGACACACCGCGUCGAGCUGUGCAUGGGAUAUGGCAUCAUUUUCAAUGCACCGACAGACCUGCCGACAUGAUGACAAGCACGAGUCCAGCAAGUAAGGAAGCACGCCCCUACGACUGCGCAUCUUUGUCUUGUC
This is a messenger RNA of Microdochium trichocladiopsis, 1264 nucleotides long. RefSeq lists its product as uncharacterized. The transcript has a single exon. Bases 389 to 1036 code for a protein of 215 amino acids. Lineage: Eukaryota; Fungi; Ascomycota; Sordariomycetes; Xylariales; Microdochiaceae. The record is from RefSeq and is a predicted model, not a curated record.